AUGAUCGACUCAGUUGGUAGAAGAUGUCUAUUCAUCAUCAUGGCAAUCGGAAUGUGCACCGUGCUAGUUUGCGAAGCCAUCACCGUAGCCAUCGACAAAAAGCCCUCCGGCAUCGCAGCCGUAUUCUUCGUCUUCGCAUUCGAGGCCUCCCUCACGUGGGGCUGGAUGGCCACGGUCAGGGUGUAUCCCGCCGAGAUCCUUUCGCUGACAAUUGAUCCAAGGGCACGGCGCUAG
Molecule: messenger RNA, 234 nt
Organism: Penicillium argentinense
Lineage: Eukaryota; Fungi; Ascomycota; Eurotiomycetes; Eurotiales; Aspergillaceae
Exons: 2
Coding region: 1-234 (77 amino acids)
Biological process (GO): transmembrane transport
Cellular component (GO): membrane
Molecular function (GO): transmembrane transporter activity
Source: RefSeq, a predicted model, not a curated record